This is a messenger RNA of Monodelphis domestica (gray short-tailed opossum), 658 nucleotides long. The record is from RefSeq and is a predicted model, not a curated record. NCBI's taxonomy places the organism in Eukaryota, Metazoa, Chordata, Mammalia, Didelphimorphia, Didelphidae.
AUGACCGUCCCUGGGGUGGGGGUGCGGUCAGCCGAGCUGCUCGAUGGGAGGCCGCACAGUGCUUUAACCUGGGGCCGCGCCGAGCACUCCACAGCUUGGGCCUCCCUCCAGGGUCUCCCUCCACCCCCACGGGCCCAGGAAAGCCGCCCCCCACCCCCCGACCCUUCCCGAGCUUUCCCGAGGGAGGCCACGAGCUUGCCCCAGAGCGUUUCCAAGAGGCGUCCGAAGGCACCCGACUCGUCGCCCGUUCCGGAAAGAGCCGAAGCGCCUCCCCAGCCCCCCGCCCCCUCCUUACUCCCCGCCUCCCCGAGCUCCUCCGAAAAGGCCCGAAGUUUGCCGAGCGGCCGUCCUGCCGGACUGCUGGAGGCGGCCGCAGCGCCAUGUUGGAUGCUCAGCUCGUUGAGUGAAGAAAAUCCGCCGGCAUCGCCCGAGUUCCGCUCCCCCGAAGGGCGCCGUUUCCCCCGGGGAGGGGGAGAGAGACCCCCCGCCGCCGGCCCAUGAGGAUAUUGCCGUGAAAGGCUCGGCGGCGGCGGCAGCGGCGGGAGGAGCAGCGGCAGGAGCAGGGGGAGCGGGAGCACCCGGCCCCGGCGGCCCCGGCGGCCCCGCAGGACCCGGAGGACCCGGCCCCGGCACCCCCGGAGCGGCGGCGGCGGCGGCA